Molecule: messenger RNA, 9793 nt
Organism: Scleropages formosus (Asian bonytongue)
Lineage: Eukaryota; Metazoa; Chordata; Actinopteri; Osteoglossiformes; Osteoglossidae
Gene: piezo2b
Product: piezo-type mechanosensitive ion channel component 2b
Exons: 53
Coding region: 64-8517 (2817 amino acids)
Cellular component (GO): membrane
Molecular function (GO): mechanosensitive monoatomic ion channel activity
Source: RefSeq, a predicted model, not a curated record
UCCCUGAUCUACCUCAUCUACCUGUUACUCAUUCCACUUUUUGCAGAACCAACAAGGAUCACCAUGCAGGGCCACACGGGGCGCCUCCUGAAAUCCCUGUGCUUCAUCAGCAUGUCCUUCCUACUGAUACACAUCAUCUAUCAGAUCACUGUCAACAGUCUGCUGGCAGGCGGUAGUAUCAAGCCAGGAUUCAACUGCUCUACUUGGGAGAAAUCCAUCCGACAGCUGGGCUUUGAGAGUGUGUUUGGUGCAGACGCAGGCAAUGGUAUACGGGUGUUCAUCCCAGACAUUGGCGUGUUCAUGGCCAGCCUGUCCACCUGGCUGGUGUGUCGGAGUCUGGUGCAGACUCCUCUCACGGAGGACCUGGCCCAAUACAACAUGGACUUUGAGGCAGAAGAGCAAGAAGAGUUGGAGGAUGAAGAGGAGCAGGAGGAGAGGGCAGAGGAAGAUGAGAACAUUCUCCUGGAUGAGGAUUUUGAGGCAGGAAAUGAGUUUGAUGUGUAUGAAGAGGAGCUUGCAGAGGAUGCUGAGGAGCAGGAGGAGAGCACCAAAAUGAGGAUACUUCGCCGCAUUGCGGGUGUGGCUUCCAAAGUCAAGGAAAUUAUAGGCAAUCUCAUCACCACUGCAGGACAAGUAGUUGUCACCAUAUUGCUUGGUCUAACAGGGAUCAUGCUGCCCUCUCUGACAUCUGCCGUGUAUUUCUUCGUCUUCUUGGGCCUCUGCACCUGGUGGUCUCUGUGCCGGACAUUUGAGCCUCUGGUCUUCAGCUGUCUGUGUGUGCUGAUGGCCAUCUACAGCGCUGGCCACCUCAUUGUACUUUACAUGUACCAGUUGCAGUUCUUUCAGGAAGCCGUUCCAGCUGGAGACAGCUACGCGAGUUUGUUUGGCAUCUCGCCCAUCAUUCGAAGUGACUGCUUGUACACAUGGAAACUUUUGGUCCAUGAUGGGCUGAGGUGGCAUCACUUUGUGAAUCCCAUUAUGCUUUUGGUGCUUUACUACACUCUGGCCACCCUCAUCCGCCUUUGGCUCCAGGACCCCAUUGACACGGCGUCAGAAGAAGGAGAGGCGAGUGAGUUGGAGGAGCCGGAGGAGAGCGAUGCAGACAAUACGGCCCAAGGGAAGAGGAAGAGAUGGAUGAAGGCUCACUACACCACGGAGGAGAGGAAGCUUAUAUCCACCCAAGAUGGCUACAGCACUUCUGAUGUACUGGUGGUGACCUCCAACGGGACUUCUCUUGAUUACAUCCCCUCGUCCUUGCCUUGUGAGAAUGGGCCUACCACACUAGACCUGUACUCCACUCCGCAGUACAAAGUGGACCUCAGAGAGGAGGAGGCUGAGGAGAAGAAGGAUGGUAGUGUCUGCGAGGUCAGUGAUGCUCAAGAGGUUGCAUCUGUGGUGACAGAAGUGGACGAGAACACUAAGUCCAGCACUUUAGCUACAAUUUUCAAGUUCAUAAUGAAACAGAGCUACAUUUGCGCUUUGAUAGCCAUGAUGGCAUGGAGUAUCACUUAUGUUAGCUGGCUGACCUUUGUGUUCCUGAUCUGGUCGUGCACCCUGUGGAUGAUGCGUGACAGGCGCAAGUACGCCAUGCUCACCUCGCCAUUCAUGGUCAUGUAUGGAAACCUGAUGAUCAUCCUCCAGUACAUCUGGAGCUUUGAGCAGAUCAAAGGCAUCGCAGGACUCUUCUUAAAGCAGGAUGUGCCCUUUCCGGAGCUUGGCUCAAAGAUCCUGUUUCUCCUGACCUUCUGGCUGCUGCUGCGGCAGUUCCUCACUGAGAGACAGGAGAGGCUAAAGCAAGACACAGAGCUUCUGGACGUCAAAGUGGAUGACCUGAAAAAAGAGGAAGAGCAUGAUAAAGAAGAGGAAGGUGACAAAGAGAUCAUGCAGGUCCUGGGCAACAUGGUGAUGGCCAUGUUUGUCAAAUACUGGAUCUAUAUCUGUGGAGGCAUGUUCUUCUUCGUCAGUUUUGAGGGUCGCACUGUCCUGUAUAAGAUAAUCUACAUGAUGAUGCUGCUCUUCUGUGUCGCCUUAUACCAGGUUCACUAUGAAUGGUGGAGGAGGAUCUUGAAGUAUUUCUGGAUGUCAGUGGUAGUCUACACUAUGCUGGUUCUCACUUUGGUCUACACGUUCCAGUUUGAAACUUCACCUCACGUUUGGUCAAAUAUGACAGGACUUACCAUAAACGAGUUGAAGGACCUGGGUCUGGAGAGAUUCUCUGUACGUGAACUCUUUAUUCGGAUCUUCAUUCCAACCUCCUUCCUCCUCGUUUGCAUCCUGCACCUGCACUACUUCCACGACCGCUUCCUGCAACUUACGGACCUGAAGGCUGUGCAGGCCAAGCAGGAGAGCACCAUUUACAGACUGGCUCAUCCUGAUGGCAGCUUGGCUGACAUUGCCAUGAUCAGCUCUCCUGCGGGAAUAGACAUGAAGGAGCAAGAGGAAAAGGCACUGCUGGAUGAAGGCAUGGAGAAGUCAAAGCAAAAGGAGGCCCUGGAAACCCCUGGAAAGGCUGAGAGUCGUCACUUAAGCGAGGGCACUGAGGAGCCCCCCUCAGAACAGAGCUCAGAUUUGAAGAACAAAUGGCAUCUAGUAGUGGACCGUUUAACUGUACUCUUCCUCAAGUUCCUUGAGUACUUCCACAAACUUCAGGUCUUCAUCUGGUGGCUUCUGGAGAUGCACAUAAUCAAAAUUGUGUCCUCAUACAUCAUUCUGGUUUGUAUCAAUGAGGUGACGCUGUUUAAUUAUGUUUUCCUGGCAUCCUGGGCCUUUGCCCUUCCUUUCAGCCAAUUUCGACCUUUGGCUUCCAGUGUGUGUACAGUCUGGACCUGUGUCAUCAUUGCCUGCAAAAUGUUGUAUCAGCUAGAUGUCAUUGAACCAAAAGUGUAUUCCAGCAAUUGCUCAAUGCCUGACUACACAAUCGACCAGAAGAACAAGAUGCAGAAAUCCCUCUUGUACAGUGAUUUGAUAGACCCCUCCAACUGGGUGGGCUUGCAGAAGUAUGGAAAGCUGCUGGGUAGCCUGAGGAAUAACUUCUUGAUGCUGGCCAUCUUGGCUUUUGAGGUCACCAUUUAUCGUCACCAAGAGUACUACCGGUUAAGAAACAACCUCAUACCUCCCGUUGCUCGGAUAAUAUUUCAUGACAUCACGCGGCAGCACCUUGAUGAUGGCAUUAUCAGCUGUGCCAAAUACUUCAUCAACUACUUCUUUUACAAGUUUGGGGUUGAGACAUGCUUCCUGUUGGCAGUCAACGUGAUUGGACAGCGGAUGGAUUUCUAUGCCAUGCUCCAUGCAUUCUCCCUGAUUGCGGUCAUGUACCGGCGGCGGAGGAAAGCCAUUGCUGAGGUCUGGCCCAAGUACUGCUGCUUCCUGGCCUGCAUGUUGACCUUCCAGUACUUUGUGUGUAUCGGAAUUCCACCAGCUGCCUGUAAAGAUUACCCAUGGAGGUUUCCCAAUUCUACCAUGAACUCUGACGUAGUAAAGUGGCUCUAUUUCCCCGAUUUCCUCACCAAGCCCAAUCCCAUGUUUCUUGCUUAUGACUUCAUGCUGCUCCUCUGCGCCUCUUUGCAGAGGCAGGUGUUUGAGGAUGAGAAUAAAGCAGCGAUGCGCAUCAUGGCUGGAGACAAUGUGGAGAUUUGCCGUGACUUGGACGCUGCCUCCUUUAGUCUGCACAACCCGGUCCCAGACUUCAUCUACUGCAGGUCUUACCUGGAUAUGCUGAAGGUCAUUGUGUUCAGUUAUCUCUUCUGGUUUGUGCUCACUAUCAUCUUCAUCACGGGAACAACCCGUAUCAGUAUUUUCUGCAUGGGCUACUUGGUGGCCUGCUUUUACUUUCUGCUUUUCGGCGGGAAUCUGCUCCUCAAGCCAAUUAAGAAAAUCCUGCACUUCUGGGACUUCCUGAUUGCCUACAACGUGUUCGUGAUCACCAUGAAGAAUGUCUUGUCGAUAGCGGCCUGUGGCUUCAUCAUCCCUUUGGUUAAAAAUAAUUGCUGGGUUGUCCAGUUGUUCAGUCUUGCUUGCACCAUUAAAGGAUACUCAGAACCUCCCAAAGAUAGGUGUGAACUGCCCAAAGGCGAGGCAGGUAUCAUCUGGGACAGCAUCUGCUUUGCCUUCCUGCUCCUGCAGCGUCGUGUCUUCAUGAGCUACUACUUUCUACAUGUGGUGGCCGAUAUCCGCUCCUCCCAGAUCUUAGCCUCAAGAGGCGCAGAGCUCUUCCAGGCCACCAUAGUGAAAGCUGUCAAGGCAAGAAUUGAGGAGGAGAAGAAGUCCAUGGACCAGCUCAAAAGACAAAUGGACCGCAUUAAGACUCGCCAGCAAAAGUUUAAGAAGGGCAAGGAGAAGAUGCUGAGUAUGGCACAGGAAUCAGGCGAAGGCCAGAAGUUUGUCCAAGAGGAGGAUGAUGAAGCAGAAGCAGAGAAAGCCAAGGGCAAAAAAAAGGCCUGGUGGCGUCCGUGGGUUGACCAUGCUUCCAUGGUGAGAAGUGGAGAUUAUUACUUGUUUGAGACUGACAGUGAGGAUGAAGAGGAGGAAGAAGAUGAAAAAAAACAGGAAGCGCCUCCCAAGAAAUCAGCUUUUCAGAAAGCAAUCCGAAAAUUUGCCUCUGCUCUAUUGGCUUUGCCAAGGUCAAUAAUUAAGCUGCCCAAAACUAUACUUCAGUAUGUAAUCAGGGCAGCAAAGUUUGUAUACCAUGCCUGGAUUGCAGACUCCAAAAUUGCCUUGAAAGAACGUAGCAAAGAGAAGCGCAAGUUCUGGAAAAGGUAUACAGGAAGGGGCAGAGCUAGGAAGGACAAGAAGGAAGAUCAUGUGGCAAUAGAGGUAGAUGAUCUGGGUGAAGAUGGAACAGAAGAGGAUUCCAAGAAGUCUGAUGGACCUGACAACAUCAUUAAACGGAUUUUCAACAUCAUCAAGUUCACAUGGAUCUUGUUUCUCACUACAUUGGAGAGCUUCACGGCCUGGCUAAAUUCCAUGUGCCGUGAGCACAUCGACAUCUCCACUGUACUUCGUAUGGAGCGUUGCAUGCUCACGCGAGAGGUCAAGAAGGGCAACGUUCCCUCUCGGGAGAGCAUCCACGUGUACUACCAGAAGCAGAUGCGUAUGAACGUGUCCCGUGAGUCGGGACUGGACCAGAUAGAGGAGGAAGACUCGACGUGCAAUUCCCAGAGUGCCAUGCUCAAGCAGUACAAGAUGGAGAGUCAGGACUCAAUGGCCUCUCGUGAUAGCAUUUCCAGCGCCUACACCGAGGCCACCAUGCUCUUCUCCCGCCAGUCCACACUGGAUGAUCUGGACGCGACGUCCGAGUCCAUCCCCAAAACCAGCGAGCGUGCCCGGCCCAAAUUGCGUAAAAUGUACAGCAUGGAGAUUUCCACAUCCUCGGCGGACAGCGGCAGCAGCAUUGUGUCCAGCGAGGCCACCCAGUGCAUCAUUCUGUCAUCACGCCAGGGUACUGCAGAGACCAUUGAGGAAGUGGAGGAUGAGCAGGAACCUGGCGAUGAUGAGCAAAGCCAGUGGAGACCCACAGAACAAAAUGCAGAAGGGGAGCAAGACCCAUGGUGGCCUGGAGAACCAGGUGUAGAGGAGCUCAAGCCAAUGGGGGAGAAGGAAGAAGAGGAGGAGGAGGGCUAUGAGCUUAACGAUGAUGACUGUUGUCUGAAGGUGGAUGAGUGCAUGGCCCAAUCCUACACCCCUGACACAGAUGCCCCCGCCACCUGCACUGAUGCAACAUACCCAACAGACGCAGACGUGCCACCCUCUUAUAGCAAAGCUGUCAGCUUUGACCACAUCUCGGUCAGCUCGGAUGAGGAUGGAGACAGGCGGCUCAUGGUCAUGACUCCUGAUGAAAGUAGAUCAGACUACAUGGACGAUAUCCCUCUUCCUUCCCUCACCCAUGAGCUGACUGCCAGCGAGCUGCUACUCAACAAGAUGUUCCAUGACGAGGAGCUAGAAGCCUCAGAGCGGUUCUACCAGGGCCAACCCCAGCUGCUACAGCUGUGCUAUGCCCUGUACAACAUGCUGGUGGCACGUUCCGAGAUGGUCUGCUACCUGGUCAUCAUCCUAAACCAUAUGAUCUCUGCCUCCAUGGCCACACUAGUGCUGCCCAUCCUCAUCUUCCUGUGGGCAAUGCUGUCCGUGCCACGGCCUAGCAAGCGCUUCUGGAUGACAGCCAUUGUCUACACAGAGGUUGGCAUUGUCAUCAAGUACUUUUUCCAGUUUGGCUUCUUCCCCUUUAAUCAGAAUAUUUCUGUGGACAAGAGCAAACCCUACCACCCUCCCAACAUCAUUGGUAUUGAGAAGAAGGAUGGUUACGUUCACUACGACCUGGUUCAGCUCCUCGCCCUCUUCUUCCACAGAUCCAUCCUUAAGUGUCAUGGACUAUGGGAUGACGAUGACCCCAACAAACCUCAGAAGGGUCACCUCCACCGGGAAGACAGUGAAGAUGAGGCACAGAUGGCAUCAGAAAUACAGGAGAGGAAGGGCUCUGACCACUCACUCAAGUCUGUGAACCUAGCGGCUUCACUAGAAUCAGUACACGUGCGCUUCCCCGAGUCCCAGGCCCACCAGCGCCGCAAAAGCUCUACUGCCAGUUCUCACAUCUCCCGCCGUUCCUCCUACUCGACCCGCUCAAAAAGAGGUAGCACAAGCACUCACAACAGCAGCCGCAGAACAGGCAGCGAGAGUGGAGUUCAGCCCAAAAGACGCAAGGAACUCUUAAUGGACAAGCUCCAGGAACAGUUCAUCAGAGCCAAGGCUUUUACCAUCAAGAAAGCACUGGAGAUCUACCUUCCCAUUCGUCAGUUUUUCUACAACUUGAUUCACCCAGAAUACAGUGCCGUGACCGACGUCUACGUUUUGAUGUUUCUGGCUGACACUGUUGACUUCAUCAUUAUUGUGUUUGGAUUUUGGGCAUUUGGGAAACAUUCAGCAGCUGCUGAUAUCACUUCCUCGCUGUCGGAGGACCAGGUCCCAGAGGCCUUCCUUGUUAUGGUCCUGAUCCAGUUUAGCACCAUGGUUGUGGACAGGGCCUUGUACCUCAGGAAGACUGUUCUUGGAAAGGUCAUUUUUCAGGUCAUCCUUGUCUUCGGGAUCCAUACUUGGAUGUUCUUCAUACUGCCUGGGGUUACACAGAGACGCUUCAAUCAGAACACGGUGGCACAACUCUGGUACUUUGUGAAGUGCAUUUACUUUGGCUUGUCAGCCUAUCAGAUCCGCUGUGGUUAUCCCACCCGUGUGCUGGGCAACUUCCUUACUAAGAGCUACAACUAUCUCAACCUCUUCUUCUUCCAAGGGUUUCGACUUGUUCCUUUCUUGACCGAGCUCCGCGCAGUAAUGGACUGGGUGUGGACAGAUACCACGCUCAGUUUAUCCAGUUGGAUUUGUGUGGAGGAUAUCUAUGCCCACAUCUUUGUGCUGAAAUGCUGGAGGGAGUCAGAGAAGAGGUACCCCCAACCUCGGGGACAGAAGAAAAAAAAGGUGGUGAAGUAUGGCAUGGGAGGCAUGAUUGUGGUACUACUCAUAUGUAUUGUGUGGUUCCCUCUCCUCUUCAUGUCCUUGGUGAAAUCAGUAGCCGGUGUGGUCAACAAGCCCCUAGAUGUCUCAGUCACCAUUACCCUCGGGGGUUUCCAGCCUAUUUUUACCAUGAGUGCCCAGCAAAAUCAAUUAAAGGAUACCAGCAGCCAACAUUUCAGGAACUUCAAAGACGAGUAUCAGAAUAAUGACAGUGCACAACAGUUCCUGGAUGCCUACACCUAUGAGGAUCUCACCAUUGCAGAACUAGAGGGCAACUCCAACUCCAUGUGGACCAUAAGUCCACCAAGCAGGGAGAACUUGAUAGAGCUCCUGGGCAAAGAUGGCGAGUUUCCCAUCACCAUGGCACUGUCAGUUCAGAGAAACCUGACUCUGGGGGCAAAAGCCGAAGUUGCAUCAUAUAAACAUAUUGCAUAUCUUGGAAAUAAUACCAAGAAAGAGCUUCUUCAUUUGUUGAAUGGAACAAGAAAUGAACCUGUAUCGAUACCACAUAUCUUCCCAUGCUAUAUCCGAGCACCUAGUACCUCUGAAGCCAAGCCUGUCAGUCAGCUCUAUACAGACAAUAAGUACAAGGACAUCACGUUGUAUUUGAAUUCAACAAGUACAAAAGAUGAAAUACAGGGCUGGUGGAUUGUCAACCAGACCGACUCCUGUCACAGCAAACCUAAAAACAGGACUGGUCUGGAGCUGUGUGUGUUCAGUGAUCAAGUUAGCCCACCCAGUCUGGGCUUCCUGGCAGGAUAUGGGAUCAUGGGCCUGUACGCGUCAGUAGUGCUGGUAAUUGGGAAGUUUGUACGCGAGUUCUUCAGUGGCAUCUCCCACACAAUUAUGUUUGAGGAGCUCCCCAAUGUGGACCGCAUCCUCAAACUCUGCACUGACAUCUUCCUUGUGCGCGAGACAGGAGAGCUGGACCUUGAAGAGGACCUUUACGCUAAGCUCAUCUUCCUUUACCGUUCACCAGAGACCAUGAUCAAAUGGACUCGAGAGAAGUCACAGUGAGGAAAUGGCACGUGACCUUUAACAUUUAGAGGAGCCAAAAGGGAUGAGUACAAAAAUCAAAGAAAAGCACAAUCUCGUCGAAAAGGACCGUCCGUUGUCUGUGGAUUGUGCCGCGGCUGUAGAGCAUUUCCACUGCCUGCUGCAGGAGAGACUGAUGAGUGAGGAACUCAUAAACUGCACAUGCUGUUUUUUGUAACUGUUCCUUUUGAACUUCAUUUAAAGCAUUGCAGAUACCAGUCAGUCUUCUUACUUAUGGAUUAACAUGAGGGCUAUACAUUUGUGCGACCACUCCUGCCACUCAGAUCUCUGGAUGUCAAUUUGCAAGCACUGGGGUGUGCAAUAUAGAGCCCUGAAUGGCUGGCAGUUGCUUGAAAGGACACAAUUUUUUCACCGAGCUACAUCAGAAAAACUAAAGGGCCACGACUGACUGACACUAGCCACUUUUUAAAUUUAAGACAUUUAAAUAAUCCUUGUAUUAAAUCAUAUGACAAUCCGUACUUGCCUUAUUUUGUUUGUAGAAUAAAAUUGAUAUGUAUUAACCACAAUGGAAUUUUUUCUCAGGAAAACACAAGUCAUCUCACCAGGACGGUCUUUCUUUUCAGUUUUUACCGAAUGUGGGAGUGCAUGAAAUAAAUGGUGGGGUGGACCUGACAAGAACUCGAGCAUCUGAGCAUCGAUAAUUGUCAGUUACGCAACUUAUUAUUGGAAGGCGGUUACAAGGACGUGACGAGUUGGUGGACAUCUAAAGAAUGUAAAACCUGGGUGGUGCAGAUCUUCUCCCGUGAUAUCUGAGCCAGAGGGAGCCUCACUGCAGCUGAGCACAAAAGGUUCAGCCAUGGGCAGGAGAUCAAGACACCUGGACACUAAUGUCCACCUCACUCGUCCCAGAGUUUUUAAGAACAUUUUAUUUUAAGUCCAAGUUAAACUUUCAAGCCAAAAUUCCACUUUCAAUAAAGUCACAGAGACAAUGCAGAAGAGCUAUAUGAAAGUCAUUGUGACAAAUAAAAAAAAUACAUAUAUAUAUAUAUAUAUAUUGCUUUUAAUAAUAAAGGUAAGCCCUUUGGUGAGUGACAUGACAGUCAAUCUAUGCAUCAGAAGAUAAUGUAGCAUGAAAGAGAAAUAAAUUAUUGCUAUGAAUAAUUUUCAUUCCAUGUGCGUACAUUUUCGGGAAAGCAACAAAUGUGAAUAUCAGUUUCACUGUGUACCUGUAUAUGUAAAGGUCCUGUGGUGUAGCCCUGGUUCCGUGACCUGAAAAUAAAGCUACGUUGGAAAGGUU